CACAAAACCGAACCCCCCAUCCUCCAUUUCCAAGCUUUUCUUACCUCACUUUCCUACAUACCCAUCUUCCAAAAUCAAGUUUUUCACUCAAAGAUUCAAGAAAUUACAGAAAUGAAAUUCUUUGUCAUCAUCUUCUUCUUCCUCCUCCAUUAUCUCUCGUCCGGCCCCAAGCGGAGAAUCACCGGAGAACCCAGACCCAGAGGAAACCAGAGACAAUUUGAUGGAUUCUUUGGUGGUUUCUCACAGAACCCUUCUCUAAACCAGAAAAUAAAGGAAGAAGAGGAGGAGAAAGGGGGAGGAGGAGGGAGGAGAGAGAGAGGAGGAAGAAGAGAAGUGGGUAACCCACUAUUCAUCCAAGAUCAAAUUCUCUUAGUGGGCGAAGGAGAUUUCUCCUAUUCUUCGAGUUUGGCCUCUUCUUUUGGCUCUGCCUCUAACGUUUGUGCUACUUCUCUCGACUCAGAAGAUGAUGUCAUCAACAAGUACAAGAAUGCCAAGUCGAAUUUGGAAAAUUUGAAGAAGCGGGGCGCAACCAUUUUACACGGAGUUGAUGCAACCAAAAUGAAGAAUCAUGAUGACUUAAAAAAGCGCAGAUUUGAUCGAUUUAUCUUCAAAUUCCCUCAUUCAGGCUUCCAUGGAGAUGAGCGUGAAUACUGGGUGAUUCUGAAACAUAGGACUCUUGUGAGUGGAUUCUUCAGCAGUGCAAGCAGAAUGCUUCAAGUCAAUGGUGAAAUACAUGUGAACCACAAAAUCAAACACCCUUUUUGUUGUUGGAAUCUCGAGGAACUGGCUUCUGCAAAUUCUCUGGACCUGAUUGAGAGUGUUGAGUUCAAAAUAGGAGAUUACCCUGGUUAUAACAAUAAGAGAGGGUCUGGUUCAAAAUGUGAUGAACCCUUCCCUUUGGAUUUGUGCAAUACCUACAAAUUCAGAUUUUUGAAUAGAACUAAAAACAUAUCUCGGCAAUUGCAGGACUCCCCAGCCCAAAGGCAGCUGCAGCCAAACACAUCUGCUUUCAAUUAUAGUUAUAGAAAACACAUUGCAGCUGUGAAUCCCUUUCUACUCCAACCGCAAUUGCCUUAUAUAGUGGAUGCCAUGAAUGAUUGCUCUUGGAAUUUUAACACAUGCUCAAAUGCUGCAUUUGGAAGAGAUAUCAAUAAUCCAAGACAAGUAGAGCUGCCGAGCAUAAUAUCUAAUUUGAGUUUGUCACCAAGAAGUCACAUUCGAUGUCAUAGGGGGCUGUUUUCUACCAAUAAUGCUGAACCUGGAAGCCAUAUCAAUUAUCCAAUCCAAGCGGGGUUGCUGCCUAGAUAUCACACUACCAAUGUGAGCCACAUUCAACCUCGUUUGGAGUUGACUUCUACCAUCUGUGCUGGAAGAGAUAUCGAAUAUCGAAGCCAAGCAGGGUUGCAGCAUACUUUUCCUGAUUUCAGUUGGCUACAUCGAGAUUGCAUUACUGACAUGAAUCACCUACGGCUGCAGCAUACUUUUCCUGAUUUCAGUUGGCUACAUGGAGAUUGCAUUACUGACAUGAAUCACAUACAACCUCAUGUGGGGUUGCCUUCUACCAUCAUGCCUGGGAAUGAUCACUCUUGGGACUUUGGUGGCAACUUGAAUGGUCGAGUCGAAACAUAUCCAAGGCCUUCUUAUAACGUGCAGUGUUCUGCUGUUGAAAGAUGGGGGUGUAAUUUUGAUGUGCCAUAUUCUUUACCUGAGGGAGCAAAGCAUGACUUUGGAAGAUGGAUGGUGGAAGUGCGAAAAGGAUCCUCCAGAGAAGACUUGUAUUUAAAGCAUGAGAACCACAUGAACAUCUCGAGUUCAAAGCUGCCAAGGGUGUGGCCAGGGGUGCUGCAACUCUAAUCUAUUUGUUAAAUGCUAGUGAGACUUGGGAAUUGUGGUAAUGGUAUUGGAAUCUAAGAGGAUGUAUGUAGAUUUGUGUUCGCCAACACUUUAUUGAUGUUUUGAGUUAUGAAGCUAGCUAUGCAUUAGUGUAUAUAGCAUCAACCAUGCAAGGACUGUUCCUUGCUUAAACUGAGAAUCUCUGUAGGAAAUUAUAUUUUGGAUAAAACAGUUACUACUUU
This is a messenger RNA of Rubroshorea leprosula, 2075 nucleotides long. The record is from the annotation of a GenBank genome assembly. Lineage: Eukaryota; Viridiplantae; Streptophyta; Magnoliopsida; Malvales; Dipterocarpaceae.